This is a messenger RNA of Helianthus annuus (common sunflower), 3410 nucleotides long. RefSeq names its product probable sucrose-phosphate synthase 1. Gene Ontology annotation, molecular function: sucrose synthase activity; sucrose-phosphate synthase activity. The record is from RefSeq and is a predicted model, not a curated record. The transcript is spliced from 13 exons. Lineage: Eukaryota; Viridiplantae; Streptophyta; Magnoliopsida; Asterales; Asteraceae. The coding region runs from base 154 to 3282 and encodes 1042 amino acids. Gene Ontology annotation, biological process: sucrose metabolic process.
UGAUGAGAUCGUGUGUCCCUCAUAUUCAAUCUCAUCACGUUCCAACACCGUCACUAAUUCACACACACCUCUCUCUUUCUCUCUCUACAACCACUCUCUCUCUGAAAACACACACACUAACACACAACGAAGACGGAGCAUUAGCAAACCGCAAUGGCGGGAAACGACUGGAUAAACAGUUAUUUAGAAGCAAUUCUGGACGUAGGUCCUGGGCUCGACGACGCUAAAUCGUCGCUAAUUCUCCGUGAACGAGGACGCUUCAGUCCUACUCGUUAUUUCGUCGAUAACGUUAUCGGAUUCGAUGAAACCGAUCUUCAUCGGUCCUGGGUUAAGGCGCAGGCGACCAGGAGUCCACAGGAGAGGAAUACAAGGCUUGAGAAUAUGUGUUGGAGGAUUUGGAAUCUGGCUAGACAGAAAAAGCAGCUUGAGAGUGAGGAAGCUCAAAGAAUGACCAAACGCCGCCUUGAGCGCGAACGGGGUCAUAGAGAAGCCGUGGCCGAUAUGUCAGAAGACUUAUCAGAGGGGGAGAAAGGAGAUAUCGUUAGCGAUGUUUCCGCUCACGGUGAUAACCACAAAAGUCGUUUGUCUAGAAUUAGCUCUACCGAUGCAAUGGAAGCGUGGGCUAAUCAACAAAAGGGCAAAAAGUUGUACCUCGUACUAAUAAGUCUUCACGGUCUAAUACGUGGUGAAAAUAUGGAGCUUGGUCGUGAUUCCGAUACGGGUGGUCAGGUUAAGUAUGUUGUGGAACUUGCACGCGCUUUAGCUUCAAUGCCAGGUGUCUACCGAGUCGAUUUACUAACUCGACAAGUCGCGUCACCCGAAGUUGACUGGAGUUACGGUGAACCAACGGAAAUGCUCGCGCCACAUAAUUCCGAAAGUUUGUCGGACGAAAUCGGCGAGAGUAGUGGCGCAUAUAUAAUCCGAAUUCCGUUCGGUCCACGAGAUAAAUAUAUCCCCAAAGAGCUUUUAUGGCCACACGUCCCCGAAUUCGUUGACGGUGCACUUAGCCACAUAAUCCAAAUGUCGAAAGUUUUGGGUGAGCAAGUCGGUGGUGGUCGGCCCGUAUGGCCCGUUGCUAUCCACGGUCAUUACGCCGAUGCCGGUGACUCAGCGGCUCUUCUUUCCGGUGCCCUAAACGUACCCAUGCUUUUUACGGGCCACUCGUUAGGGCGAGAUAAGCUAGAACAACUUUUAAGGCAAGGGAGAUUAUCUAAAGAUGAAAUUAACGAUACAUAUAAAAUAAUGCGUAGGAUAGAGGCUGAGGAGUUGACACUUGAUGCGUCUGAAGUGGUUAUAACGAGCACCCGACAGGAAAUAGAAGAACAGUGGCGGUUGUAUAACGGGUUUGACCCGGUUCUUGAGCGUAAGCUUCGCGCUAGGAUCAGGCGUAACGUUAGUUGUUACGGCAGGUUCAUGCCUCGCAUGGUUGUGAUUCCUCCAGGGAUGGAGUUUAAUCAUAUUAUUCCGCAUGACGGUGAUAUGGACGGUGAAACCGAAGGAACCGAAGAUCGUCAGGCCACUCCGGACCCACCUAUUUGGGCCGAGAUAAUGCGUUUCUUUACUAACCCACGUAAACCUAUGAUACUCGCACUUGCGAGGCCCGACCCGAAAAAGAAUCUUACGACUUUGGUCAAAGCAUUCGGGGAGUGUCGUCCGUUACGGGAGCUUGCCAAUCUUACUUUAAUAAUGGGUAACCGUGAUAACAUCGAUGAGAUGUCAAGCACAAGUGCUUCAAUGCUUCUUUCGAUUAUUAAAAUGAUCGAUAAGUAUGAUCUUUACGGUCAAGUGGCGUAUCCUAAACAUCAUAAGCAGAGUGAGGUUCCUGAUAUCUAUAGUUUAGCCGCAAAGACUAAGGGUGUUUUCAUCAAUCCAGCUUUCAUAGAGCCAUUUGGACUCACUUUGAUUGAGGCUGCAGCUCAUGGGCUACCAAUGGUUGCCACAAAAAAUGGCGGUCCUGUAGAUAUACACCGUGUACUUGACAACGGUUUACUCGUUGAUCCACAUGAUCAUGAAUCCGUUGCGGAUGCGUUGUUAAAACUCGUGGCGGAUAAGCAACUUUGGUCAAAAUGCAGGUCAAACGGGUUGAGAAACAUUCACUUAUUUUCAUGGACCGAACAUUGUAAAACUUAUCUUUCGCGGAUUGCUAGCUGCAAACCGAGGCACCCCGGGUGGCUAAAAAACAACGAUAGCGACGACGAUGAAAAUUCCGAACCGGAAUCACCGGGUGAUUCGUUAAGAGAUAUGCAGGAUAUAUCUCUAAAUUUGAAGUUUUCGAUGGACGGUGUCGACUCCGAGGAUAGAAAGACUAAAUUAGAGAAUGCGGUUAUGUCAAUAUCAAAGGGUAAUAUCGUAAAAACCGCACAAAGGACCGUGUCCGGAGAAAAAGCCGAUCAAGCGAAGUUUCCUGCGUUAAGAAGACGAAAUCAUAUAUUCGUAAUCGCCGUUGACGGCGAUAACAUCAAAAAUCUUUUCGAAAACGUUAAAAAGAUUUUUUCAGCUGUGGAAGAUGAGAAAAACAACGGGUCGGUUGGGUUUAUAUUAGCGACGUCUUUACAGAUGGCGGAGAUUCACUCGUUUUUGGUCUCGAACGGGCUAAAUCCUUCCGAUUUUGAUGCGUUUAUUUGCAACAGCGGUGCUGAUCUGUACUACACAUCUUCUCAUUCGGAAGAUAACCCGUUUGUGUUUGAUCUUUAUUAUCAUUCUCACAUUGAAUACCGGUGGGGAGGUGAAGGGCUUAGGAAGACUUUGGUUCGGUGGGCUUCUUCGAUUAUUGAUAAAAAGGGCCAGAAUAAAAAUGAAGAACAUGUUGUUACGGAAGAUGAAGCGGUUUCUACCAACUACUGUUACGCUUUUAACGUUCAAAAUCCCGCACUGGUUCCGCCUGCAAAAGAGCUUCGGAAGAUGAUGAGAAUCCAAGCGCUCCGUUGUCACGUUAUUUAUUGCCAAAAUGGGAGGAAAAUUAAUGUUAUUCCGGUAUUAGCGUCUCGUUCACAAGCGCUUAGGUACUUGUAUCUCCGAUGGGGUAUGGACUUAUCGAAAGUGGUGGUUUUUAUCGGUGAAAGUGGAGACACGGAUUAUGAAGGAUUCCAUGGUGGUGUUCAUAAGUCUGUUAUACUUAAAGGAGUCGGUAAUGGUAUUAGCGACCAACUUCAUGCCAACAGAGUUUACCCGCUUUCAGACGUAUGGCCCACAGACAGCGCUAACAUUGUUCAGACACGCGAAGAGUUUGGUGUUGCCGACAUUCGUGAGUCGUUGGGAAAACUUGGAGUUCUUAAAGGAUAAAUGAUCAGUGAUGUGUUUUUCUUGUUCUUUUUAUGCAACUUCAUAAAACUUGAGGAAACUUGUGUUAUACAUAGAAAUUGUGAAUUGCAAGUUUUGUCGUUUAUCUAUAUAUCCAGUUUCAGGCGGUA